Phyllopteryx taeniolatus (common seadragon) is the source of this 1711-nucleotide messenger RNA. RefSeq names its product cell growth regulator with EF-hand domain 1 (gene cgref1). Gene Ontology annotation, molecular function: calcium ion binding. NCBI's taxonomy places the organism in Eukaryota, Metazoa, Chordata, Actinopteri, Syngnathiformes, Syngnathidae. The transcript is spliced from 8 exons. Bases 1 to 969 code for a protein of 322 amino acids. The record is from RefSeq and is a predicted model, not a curated record.
AUGAAGAAGAUCGUUACGAAGCAAUUCUGCAGUCAACUUCUCGCAACUGGGCGGAACCCUCCUGUCACGCAAGCCGUGAAACCAAAUCCCGAGUUGGCGUCAAGACGAGCGGAACGAGCUGGAUCUCGCUGUGGACGUGGCCGACGGCUGUGCGGAUCUUCCACGUGGACGACAACGCGCUCACUUGCCAUUCCGGUGCAGGCGGCGGCCGGGAGCGCGCGUCUGACGCAGUGCAGAGCCCGCGGCGCGUUCACGUGCCACCAGCAGCAGCAGCAGCAGCAGCAUCAGGGGGCGCUACUACCGGUUCACCUGUCCCAGGCUGCACCUCAAAGGGCGGAUCCAGAAAAACCUUACCCUGAUUCCAACGUGCUGACCAAUCCUUUUGGAUCAGGAGAGGAGGAGCGAAGGUUGCUGCAGCGUUACAUUGAGUUAACAAGAAAAGACGAUGUCAAGAUCAACACGCGGGAUGAAGAGGUGUUCUACCUAUUUCGUCUCUAUGACUUCGACCGCAGUGAACGCCUGGACGGCUUGGAAAUGAUGAAGCUGCUGUCUGACUACAACUCCCAGCAUGCACCUGAGGACCAGUCCAAUGACAUGGUGGUGUCCUUGGUGGAUUUCCUUCUUCAGAGUCAAGAUGUAAACAAGGAUGGUCUCCUGGCCCCCUCGGAGCUGCUCUCUUCUCCAUUGGUUCACACGGAGAAGAACAACAACAUUCCUGUUGAGGAUCAGAGGGCGAUAUUGGACGAGAGGAUGCCAGACGUCGACACCAACCAGGAGCAAGAAGCAGCCAAAGAGGAAGCAGAAGAGCCCGGAGAACAUGUUCAGCCUCAUCAAGAAGUUAGGAAAGAAGAAGAAGAAUCCUUACAGCAUCUAGAUGAACACGUUGGACAACAGGUCCCAGAACAUUUUGCAGCAGAGCAAAGACAUGAGCAGGAAGUGCCUGCGCAUCAGGGCCAACCGGAAAUAUGAACACACACAUCACUCACACACACACACACACACACACAUACACACUGCAGAAGACUGAUGGCACACUGUAUAUGGUUGUUUAUGGUUAAAUACUGUCUUGGUAUAUACAGUAUACUCUGUGACACCACUUCUUUGCAAUAUUUACACAACAGGAGCAGAAGAAAGUCUUAUUUUAAUAAUGUAUUUAAACUAAAGCCAUAAUUAAGUUAGAUAAUCAUUUCUAAACAUUCUUUUGUACAAUUUCAAAAUUAAAUAAAAAAGUACUAAAGCAUGCGCUCUAUGUUGAGUGUUAUGCAACUUUGAACUUUUAAAACGGCAAACAUGGUUUUCAGGAUGUUCUUUCUUGGGAAAGUUACUGCUUAGGUGUUUGCAUUGUGCAAUGAAACUGACCAAUGUCUUCUUCUUCAACGUGUUACUUGACAAUGAUUGAAUGAUAUGAAAUAUCGGCCAAGUCUCAAUUUUGUAAAAACAAACAAACAAAAAGACAGAAUUAGUGUGGAGGAUUUUAGUGUGACUGACUGCUGAGGUCCAUUCUGCGACAUAAUAGAACUUCCACUUUAUGAGCUUCAGGUUUUUAAAUAUAGCUGUCUGAAAAUAUGAAUAGAAAUAUCACAUUUGAUUACAUUUCUCAAUUCUGUCUGUAUCUGCAUUGGAAAGUGUUUUAUGAAUCGGUUUAUGAAUUGCUGUUCUUGUGUCCCUUAAACUCUUUUCUGAACCAUUUAUACAAAAAUUACAACUUUCA